AUGGGCGUUCCCAAGGUGGUCGCCGACCUCCGGCUCCGCUGCCCGCAGCGCCCCGUCGUCGGAAUCCUCGCCUUCGAGGCCGCCUCUGCCAUGUCUCGCCUCGUAUCCCUCCACAGAUCCCUAGCCGAGGACGAAGUCCGCCGCCUCCGCGCCGACAUGCGCUCCCCUGGCGUCGCCUACUUGACCUCCAAAGAUCAGAUUUUUCUGCUCCGCCUCGCCUGCGCCGAGAUUGUAGGCGACCUCGACUUGGCCGCGGCCGCCGUCUCCCGCCUCGCGCCACGCUGCCGCGACCCCCUGCUCCGCUCCUUCGACCGCUUCUACGCCAACCUCAAGGCCGGCGGCGUGUUCUCUUUCCUCAUCGACGCUCGGGCUGCCGCCGACCUCGACCGCCUCGGCCUCGGCUCCACCGCGAAGCGGACGGAGAAACGGGUGAAGCGGAUGGAGCGGUACGUGGCGGCGACGUCGCGGCUGUACGCGGAGAUGGAAGCUCUUAAUGAGAUGGAGGCGGAGGAGAAGCGCACGCAGAAGCAGUGGCGCCGGCACAGCGGUCCGAUUCUCGUCCAGAAACCGAUGCCGGUGCCCGACUCGGUUCACUUCAAGCUCCGGUCGCAUGAGCAUAUGAUUCGCCGGCUAAAGGAGGAAUCUUUAUGGAACAAGACCUUCGACAAGGUUGUUGAGCUCAUGCUCCGCGCCGUCAUCACCGUCUUCGCCAGAAUCUGCUCCGUCUUCGGCUUGUACGUUCUUGGUUUGCCGUCUUCCGGCCAAUUCAAUCCCAAUAACCCCUGCAAGCACUCGUCGGGUCCGCUGGAGCGGCGUGUGGUGCCGCAGCACCUUCCGUUUCUUCGGAACUCUUCUCCGAUCCUGAGCACGCCGCCGGGAAUCGGCGCACAAGAAACGCCCUUCGACCGUCUGAAGAAAUUCCUCAAAGAGAGCCCGACCACCGUCGGCGGGUCGGGGCUCGCGUUGCGGUACGCCAACGUGAUCUUGGCCGCGGAGAAGUUGUAUCAAGAACGAAACAGAGUGGCGUCAGCGGCGGCGGAGCAGUCGGAGAGAGAUGAAUUGUACGAGAUGCUGCCGUCUGGGAUGAGGUCGGCGGUGAGGACGAAGCUGAGGGAUUGUUGGAGGAGGGAGGGCGCGGGGUUGCCGGCGGCGGGGGAUGACUCGCUGGCGGAGGGGUGGAAGGAGGCGGUGGCGGCGAUCCUAGAGUGGCUAGCGCCUGUGGCACACGACACGGUGCGGUGGCAGGAGCAGCGUAGCAUGGAGCGGGAGCAGCAGCUCUGCACGCGGCCUCGGACUCUGAUGCUACAGACGCUGCACUUCGCCGACGGCGACAAGACGGAGGCGGCCGUGGUCGAGGUGCUCGUCGGCUUGAGCUGCAUGUCGUGGUACGAUCACCGCCGGCGAGGAUCGAUCAGUGCCUAA
Molecule: messenger RNA, 1422 nt
Organism: Zingiber officinale
Lineage: Eukaryota; Viridiplantae; Streptophyta; Magnoliopsida; Zingiberales; Zingiberaceae
Product: protein PSK SIMULATOR 1-like
Exons: 1
Coding region: 1-1422 (473 amino acids)
Biological process (GO): positive regulation of growth
Source: RefSeq, a predicted model, not a curated record